CUCUAGAGUCACGAUGCCCUCAUGCCUGGCUUGAGUUUAGCUGUUUGCGCCGAUCUUGGAUUGCAUCUCGCAACACCAUCCACAUCAAUUACACUGCCACCUGUUGAAGCAGAAGAUUGCAGGCUAUCUCUCAUCAUGGCACCUCCUUCUGGUGAGUACAACUUAAUACACAACUCUGCCUCCAAGGCAAACACCUCAUUCUCGAAGGUAAUGGGGGGAUUAUUGGCAAUUCGUCCCUAGAGAGGCCCUGCGAGGAAUUUGGUGGCAGCCUACGAACCGGAUGGUUGACCACGGACUAUACUAACUUAACCAGGCGUUCCACCAACUCUGGCCCCAUCAGUAGAGGAAGCAUACCGUCGAAAAUGCAUCCAGCUCAAGCAACGGGUCAACGAGGUUGAACACGAUAAUGAUUCAGUACAACUUCGAGUUACCCGGCUCGAGAGAGCCGUACAAAAGAUACGCUUGGAGCGAUCAUUUCUUCUUGAGCAACUAGCAAAGCGAACAAGCACAAACGUCGAGGAUUCAGAUGGUAGCCCAAGUCCACCUCCUACUGUAAGUCUUGGAUGCCCUAUAACUUCCUACAUCAAGAUUUUAAUGUGCCAAUCGACUAACCAAAGAUAUUGCAGCCCAAAGAAAAGCCUUUACGAAACAAGCGCGGUCAUCGGAAACCAUCCUUCUUGAACAAUCUCGAUCCUUCCGCAGGAAGCUCAUUCAUCCAGCAAGGACCCGUCACACUCUCCCCAUCGUCCGAUGCAUUCUCACAUAAUAUACACGACACCGCCCGAAACUCAACGCCCCAAGCAGCAGCGUCCAAGCGAUUGCUUCCUACAACUAACAAUGGUCUGGCGGUUGGAGCUUCAGCUACGCCUGGUCGAAAGCCAAAAAGUGCCUUUGACAUCUACUGCAACGAGACCCGUUCUGUCAUAUUAGCCAGCAAUGCGGAAGCUGUUGCGCAAGGCGACUUUGACAUUGAUCAAAAGUUGGCUGUUGGAUGGCAAAAAUUGGAGGAAGAACGGAAGGCCGAGUUCCAAAAACGCUUUGAGCAGAUUAAAAAAGGCGCCAACAGCGAAAAGACUCCGGUUGUUGCUCCAAAACAAGCGGCCUUCGAUGGCGAGUAUCUGCCUGCCAGUACCGCUCCUACAGUAGAUGACCCAGACGAGGAUGUUGAGAUGGGAGAGGAUAAAACUGAACCUCCAGCACCUGUUGAGGGUGGUGGUGGCUUUACCGCUGUUAACCGCGGAUAGAUGAAACCACGAAAUCUUCGGUUUCUUUCUCCCCAAUUUCACUAUUUUAUGUUUUGCCUUAGAAUGUUGUCUAUGGCUGUUUGAUGAUUCUUGCGAAUGGCGUUCUUGGUGGAGUUAUGGUGAGGUUUUCUUGCGAAAGGAAGGGUAGCAGCCACUACUGCUAAUGUACCACCACCAACCAAUAAGUCCUUUAAGUUGGACUAUUCAAAAGUUGAUAUAUUUGGCGCCUAUCAUGGUUGCUCAGAGAAAACUAAGAUAGUGCCCAGAUAGGUCCUCGGACCUACAAAUAUUUCAGAUAUUUCUUUCUCUUUCCCUGUG
Molecule: messenger RNA, 1562 nt
Organism: Hymenoscyphus albidus
Lineage: Eukaryota; Fungi; Ascomycota; Leotiomycetes; Helotiales; Helotiaceae
Source: the annotation of a GenBank genome assembly